Molecule: messenger RNA, 4328 nt
Organism: Polypterus senegalus (gray bichir)
Lineage: Eukaryota; Metazoa; Chordata; Cladistia; Polypteriformes; Polypteridae
Gene: ankrd6b
Product: ankyrin repeat domain 6b
Exons: 16
Coding region: 312-2711 (799 amino acids)
Cellular component (GO): nucleus; cytoplasm
Molecular function (GO): protein binding
Source: RefSeq, a predicted model, not a curated record
ACCUUUUGAAGUCAAGCCUUAACUUUUUCUUUCUUUCUCUAUUUUCCCAGUGGAGUCGCGCGGGCACAAGUUUCACAGCGCUUGAAUGGUCAGACUAUUAACUCCCACGCUCUUUUCUGCCGAAAGUCCCUUUUCGUCUUGACUGCAGCGUGAACAAAAAGGAGCAGAAGAUGACUUAAAGAGAGUGGGGCUGUUCCUACCAGCUGGAUACCACCAUACGUGUAAAAUGAAAGCCAGCUUCCCUGUGUUUAGCCCUUGCUGACAGUGCCUGCCCACCAGUUGUCCCGGAGACUCCACUUCUCUCCUAAUUCAUGAGCCAGCAGGAUGUGGUAGUCCCUGUGCUUUCAGAACGGCUCCUCAUAGCCGCACACAAAGGCCAAGCGGAUAAUGUGGUGCAGCUUAUUAACAAGGGUGCUAAGGUAGCGGUUACCAAGAAUGGUCGAACUCCACUACACCUAGCUGCCUAUAAGGGUCACAGUGAAGUGGUGAGAAUUUUGCUGAAGGCAGGCUGUGACCUCAACCUUCAAGAUGAUAGCGAUCAGACUGCCUUACAUCGUGCUGCAGUUGUGGGGAACUGUGAUGUCAUCUCUGCUCUCAUUCAAGAUGGAUGUGCUUUGGACAGGCAGGAUAAGGAUGGUAACACUGCAUUACACGAAGUGGCCUGGCAUGGAUUCAGCCAGUCUGUCAAACUAUUGGUCAAAGCUGGGGCAAAUGUUCAUGCCAAGAAUAAGGCAGGGAAUACACCACUACAUCUCGCUUGCCAAAAUGCUCAUUCCCAGAGUUGUCGGAUUUUGCUCUUGGGUGGAUCGAAGCCUGAUAGCAAGAAUAAUGUGGGUGAUACGUGUUUGCAUGUUGCAGCCCGGUACAACCAUGUGGGCAUAAUCAGAAUCCUGCUUGGGACAUUUUGCUCUGUUGUUGUAAAGAAUCAGGCAGGGGAUACCCCUUUGCAUAUGGCCGCAUCCUUAAAUCACAAGAAAACUGUGCGUCUUCUGUUGGAAGCAGGGGCAGAUACAGAAAUAAGAAACAAUGUGGGUCAGACUGCACUGGAUUUGGCUAGAGAGCACAACAACCCUUUAGUGGCUCUUCUGCUCACGAAAGCUCCUCAGGUGCAGAGUUUUAGUCGAGGCAGAAAUGUGAGAAAAAGAAGAGACCAGCUAAAGCAGGAGAGACGAGCGCUGUCUGUUCCCAGAGACGAACUUCUGCCUCUGAAGGAUAGUGCAUCUGCAGCAGGUGAAACCCACAGCAGCGACCGGCCUCAUUGCUCCAGAGAGCAGCAUAAGAAGGAGACAAAUGCCACCACCCCUGAGCUGCAAACUAAAAGAGAUAAAAAGAAAAAGGAAAAGACCCUGGCACUUUCAGACCCAGCCCCAAAGAGAGAUAACCAGCAUGUGGAUGCCAAUCACAAGAGAAAAAGCAAGGCACCCCCGCUUUCCCAUCAGCAGCCCCCGCCACCCCACUGCUAUAAAGCCUAUCAGCUUUAUACUCUGUAUAGAGGGAAGGAUGGGAAAAUUAUGCAGGCCCCAAUAAAUGGUUGUCGCUGUGAGCCACUCAUUAACAAGUUAGAGAACCAACUGGAAGCCACCAAAGAGGAAAUGAAAUCAGACAUUCAGAGUGUCCAACAGCUGAUGAACAGCAAAGUGGGGCAGCUGGAUAGCAAAUAUCAACACCAGCUGAAGGUGUUUGACAAGAUGACAUUGGAAAGAAUAUCUGCUGAAAAAACUGAAUGUCUUCAUCGGAUUGAUCAGCGUGCACUCUUGGAGAAACAAGAGGGCGAAAAGAAACAGGCAACCAUUGUAAGUGACCUGAAGAACUGGUGCAUGUCCAAGAUUCAGAAUCUUGAGGUGCGCUUCACUGGAGAGUCCAAAAAUAUGCCAUGUAAUGAUGACUUUACGCAUGAUGAUGUUGUGGAGACCGCCUGCCUUCCCAUCCAAGAUGAACACGGGGUUCAGCCUGUCAGUUUACCUCCAGAAUCCCAGAAAACUUCUGCUAGUGACAUUUUGCAGCACGACCUGCUUGAAGCUUCAGUUCCUGCUAAGGGUUCAUGUGUGGAAGAUGACCUUGGCAAACAGUACUUUGUUGUUCAGCAGGACAACCCUCCAGACCAGAAUCCACAGCAGAUGGCUGAGUUAACGCCUCCACUUUCAAAAGCACCUACAUCUGCUUCUCCUCGAGUUGUCCGACCUAAAAAGAAAACGGUGCCAGCUGCAGCCCCUACCAGGCCAAACCAGGAAGUGCAUCUGGUGGAAGGCUCUUGCAAACCAAGACAGGCUCAUCCUAAGGCUUCUGGCAACAGCGUCACUGGGGAUGAGCACACUCCUUGUGUUUCUGAACGCCGCAGCAGUAAACAAGUAGAGGGGAAGAGCAAGAAGUCAAAAAGGCAGCAUCGCGAACAGACAAACCAGACUAAGCCAAGGUUGUCAAAGACACUACCGCUGUCCGGGAUAAUACUUCAGGACUCUGAGCCUGCUAGCCCACAAGAUGAAAAGGGCCCUGCCCUGCCGCAUGACACCAUGAAUGCUCUGGAAAUGACACAGUAUUUCUUUGAGGCCGUCUCCUUGCAGAUGGAGAAGUGGUAUGAAAAGAAGUUUGAAGAGACUCGCAUCCAGGCUGACCAGAAAGUCCAGGAAGAGCGAACUCUACUCCAGAAACGCAUUAACAGCCUAGAAGAAGAACUGCAGUUGUUACGUGCAAAAGCUCACAAGGAGAGCUAGCAGAGUUGCACCAUGCAGGAUAUCUGGACAGAGACCUAAAUACCGUCUGCUUCCUGUCAUUAGCCAUUUUACUGGCUUACUUAUGAUCCUUGACACAGGAAGUCUGACCUGUAUCUUGUACAGAUUAUUCAAAAAAGUGUUUCCUUCACACACAUCAAUAAGAUACUCUUUUGUGCUUCUUACAAUUUUAAGUGUUGCAUUUGAGCUCAGGUGGGUCUCAUCCAAAUUCGUCCUAUUACUAGACAAAGGCAGGACUUUCUAAGUGUUUCACCAGUAGCUGCUUUCUGUUAUUCAAACACCUACAACUGCAGGCUGGAUUCGAUUCAAGAGUACAGUAAAAAAAAUUUUUUCAAAAACCCAGUAGGUCUGCCCAUUAAUGGCAUCAGCCUGGGAAGGACACCCCUGACUAUACCAACAAAUUAGAUGUUAAAAGGUUUGUCUUCAUUUGGACUGUGAGAAUACAGUGGUGCCUUGUACUUUGAACUUAAUUUGUUUCAGGAGACUGUUUGAACUCUGAAUUGUUCGAAGUCUGAAUCAGUUUUCCCCUUUAGAAAUAAUGGAAAGUGAAUUAAUCUGUUCCCAGACUUUAAACAAUACCCAUUUCGACAAAUAGCAAAUACACAUAAUUGAAGGUAAAAAUAACACAAGUAAAUGCCCUAAAUAAUAAAUUAGAACAUGAAAACAAUAAAUAAAAUAUGUAAAUAAUGAAAAUUGCAUUGACUGUACCUUAGUGAGGAGUGCUGAUGUACCGUGUGGCUGGUGGAGAGGAAGAGAAAGGUUACUGUUUCGAAGUGGAGUCAUCUUUCAUAAACAUGCUUCGUGACAAGUUCCUUUAUCAACACAUUUGUCGAUACUACAUCCUUACUCUUAGGCUUUGUUACUUCAGCAGUCUUCUUGGAUGCCAUGUUUAAUACAUAGGGGUUAUAUGUAUAAUCAAACACCAAAAAUAAAAUAAAAAAAGCACUGAAAACAUAUGAGCAUAAUACAAGAGAUGCUUUCACAGCGAGAGCGAGAGAUGACUUGAUAUUUAUGCUCACUGCGAAAGUGCCAUCUGUUCCUGCUUUUUUUUCCACUGUGUUCAUAGUUCAAAUAUAGAAACAUCAUUCAAACUCCAGAACAAAUUACUCUCGAAUUUAGCAUUCAAACUCUGAAACACUCAAAGUUAAAAUCGUUCAAAGUAUGAGGCACCACUGUACUUCACUAUGAUUUCUGCCGUCACCCAACGUACUAAUGAAAAGUCUUAAGAGACGUAUAAAUGUGAGGUCUGAAUUUCAGGAUUUACUUUAUUUACAACCUGCAAUACCGGUGUAUAGAGGUCAUUUCAAAAGUUAACAUACAUCAUUAAGUCACAAAUCACUUCACAUAUGUUACCCUUACAAGAAAACACCACAUGACAGAACAACAAGUGUGAAAGAUGUCAGCUAGCUCAUAUUUUAAUUCAGGACUAAAACCUAAGGGGUCAUUGUUUCUUUUCUUUGGAGAUCAAACUGGGCAGAGUUUACAUAUUUCACUGAACUUCUUUAUAACUGUAAAAGAACAUAAGCGGUGUCCCUGUAUCUGUUCUAUUUGUUUUAACAUUUUCUUUUUCAGGAAUAAAGCAGUAUUUGAAUUGUUUUA